CCGGCUGAAGUUAAAGGAGCGGACCCACUGAAAAGUCGAAAGGUUCAUUUUUGUCUUAGUGUGUCUAAACUUGCGUGAACGUGGUAUUUGCGGAAUUAUAGCAAGUGCUGUUAUUUUUUUUAAAGACAUUGCAUGUUUAAUUCUGAACAUACAUCCAACACGAAGUAUUUUUAAAAUCUAUUUUUGUGUUUGUGGUUGGUGCUGGGAUCUCCGAGCAGCCAUGACUGCUCUCUUUGCCUGCGAUGAACCCGCCACAUGGAGGAGUGUGUAUGAGAAGUACUGGGAUGUAGUGGAGGCCAAAACCAAAGACAGAAAACCUGGGAAAUUGCUAAAGCUUGAGAAAUGGUACCAAGAGGAGCUGGCCACACUGAUUUCAAGUCGAUCUGACAAACAUAUUACCCUGUCAGAGCUGGUGAAACUGAUGGAGUGGAAGCUCACAAGAGGAAAGUUUAGGCCGAGGCUGCAGCAGCUGGUGGCGUCCAACAGUGAAGACACAGUAGAGAAAUGUUCCAGAAAGGCUUUCAGUCUCCUGCCGGAUGUGUGGGCAGCAAUCACAGAGCUCAGCUCACUAAAGGGAGUUGGCCCAGCAACAGCCUCAGCUGUUUUGGCGGCAGGAGCUCCAGAGCUGGCAGCAUUUAUGUCUGAUGAGGCUAUGGAGAGUGUACCAGGACUGAAGCCCAUCCAGUACACAACCAAACACUAUGCUCUGUAUCUGGAUAAGAUGACUGCACGGUCUGAAAAAUUAAACAAAGUUGAUCCACAGCAGGACUGGACACCCCAAAAGCUGGAGAUGUGUUUGUGGGCGAUGACCAUAGACACACGGCAGCAUCUCCAACUUCUAAAUGAUGCCGAUGUGAAGGGCACCAACAAACAGGAGACCUCGGACCCCGAUACUGACCAGAGACCAGCAAAGAAACUCAAAACUGUGUAAACUUAGCAUCUUAUACAAAAGUUGAUUUUAUGUUUGUGUUUUUUUAAUAUAAAUAAUAAAGCCUUUAUGUUAA
Molecule: messenger RNA, 1004 nt
Organism: Melanotaenia boesemani (Boeseman's rainbowfish)
Lineage: Eukaryota; Metazoa; Chordata; Actinopteri; Atheriniformes; Melanotaeniidae
Exons: 5
Coding region: 221-931 (236 amino acids)
Biological process (GO): DNA repair
Molecular function (GO): catalytic activity
Source: RefSeq, a predicted model, not a curated record